Messenger RNA from Austrofundulus limnaeus, 5538 nucleotides. RefSeq names its product collagen, type V, alpha 2a (gene col5a2a). NCBI's taxonomy places the organism in Eukaryota, Metazoa, Chordata, Actinopteri, Cyprinodontiformes, Rivulidae. The transcript is spliced from 54 exons. The record is from RefSeq and is a predicted model, not a curated record. Gene Ontology annotation, molecular function: protein binding; extracellular matrix structural constituent conferring tensile strength. Gene Ontology annotation, biological process: extracellular matrix organization. Bases 192 to 4697 code for a protein of 1501 amino acids.
ACACACACACAAACACACACACACAUAGACAUAAAGAAAAAAAAAAGAAAGGCAGUCGGGGCUGGGUCUGCCUGCUGCUUACAAGGAGAGGCACUCCUGUAUUCAUGGUGCUGUGAUCACUUUUUUCUUCCAUCCCUUUCCCCCCUUUUUGUUCUCGUUGCACAGAAACGGCUCAUGUCUGUCUCUUAGACAUGAUGUUCUCUGUGCGUUUAAGGACUUUUAUCCUGCUGGUGGUCUCCCGGGUUGUGAUUGUGACAUGUCAGGAUGGGCCAAACGAAGGCGAGCCGAGCUGCACGGCGGACGGUCAGACCUACAUGAACAACGACAUCUGGAAGCCGGACCCCUGCCGGAUCUGCGUUUGCGACAACGGCAAAGUCCUCUGCGAUGAAAUCUCCUGCGACGAGCUGAGUAACUGCGAGAAGGUGUACGUCCCGGAGGGCGAGUGCUGCCCCGUCUGUCAGGGCGACACAUCCAGCGGCGGUGGAGGCGGCGGMGGCGGCGGCGGAGGAAACGAUGGGUUUGGUGGGGGCAGAGUUUAUAAGGGUCAGAAGGGAGAACCUGGAGAAGUUCCAAUCGUGUCGGGGAUCAGAGGCCGUCCAGGACCCAUGGGACCUCCCGGUUCACCUGGGUUCAGAGGAGACCGUGGACACAAAGGCAGACCUGGACUGCGUGGACCUCCGGGUUAUGAUGGAGAGCCGGGUAUACCAGGUCAACCCGGUGAGCCAGGUCCUCCAGGUCCUCCCACACACCCAGGGGGGUUGGGAUCUCAGAUGGCUCAAGGAUUUGACUCAAAAACAGGACCUCAAGCCAUGCUGAGUGGUGCAAGGGGAGAAGCCGGAGCAAGAGGACCCCCCGGGCCCAACGGAUCACCUGGUCAAGCUGGACCACAAGGCCCCCCUGGAGACGUUGGUGAUCCGGGACACAUGGGUCCACCUGGACAAAGGGGUCCUGAGGGUCCAGCAGGGAAACCAGGAGAAGAUGGAGAACCAGGAAAACCUGGAARCUCUGGAGAAGUUGGAUUUCCUGGAUCUUCUGGUCCGAGAGGUUUUCCUGGUACACCCGGACCCCCUGGUCUGAAGGGUCACAGAGGUCAUGCAGGACCUCUUGGCCAAAAAGGUGAAAUCGGAGCCGUUGGCUCGAAGGGAUCUAAUGGACCUCCUGGUCCAAUGGGAGGACCUGGUCCCAUGGGUCCAUCAGGGAUGCCAGGAGAGCGAGGACGUCCUGGACCUGGUGGUGUAGCUGGUAAACGAGGUCUGCCUGGAAACAUUGGAAAACCUGGUCCGUUGGGUCCCUUAGGUCUUAAUGGCCCACCUGGAUAUCCUGGAACUCCUGGAAUGAAGGGACAACCUGGUCCCACUGGAGUCCGAGGUCCAGAAGGCCCACAAGGACAAAGGGGAGAGACAGGUCACCAAGGCAGAGUUGGACCCGUUGGCCUCAGGGGCACCAUGGGUACAGAUGGAGGUCCAGGUGCCAAAGGACCAGUGGGUAAUCUUGGUCCUCAAGGUCCUGGAGGCCACCCCGGUCCCUCUGGUCCACCAGGACCUCAGGGAAGCACCGGUCAGCCUGGUAUAAAAGGAACAGGAGGAGACAUCGGUGUCCCGGGCUUUAAAGGCGAGGCCGGACCUAAAGGAGAACCCGGACCACCAGGCUCCCAGGGAGUGAUCGGACCUCAGGGUGAGGAAGGAAAGCGAGGACUACGUGGAGACCCCGGUUCUGUCGGCCCUCAGGGUCCAGUGGGUGAAAGAGGUUCUCCAGGAAACAGAGGAUUCCCCGGUGCCGACGGUCUACCAGGACCAAAGGGUGCGCAAGGAGAUCGGGGCACAUCUGGUCCACCAGGGCCAAAAGGUUCUCUAGGAGACCUGGGACGUCCUGGAGAGCCUGGUCUACCAGGUGCAAGGGGUCUUACUGGUACCCCAGGAGUCCAGGGGGCAGAGGGCAAGCCAGGACCACUGGGUGCCCCUGGUGAGGAUGGUCGCCCAGGCCCAGCAGGACCUAUUGGAAACCGAGGCCCUGCAGGAACUAUGGGAGUCCCGGGUCCUAAAGGUUUCAAUGGUGACCCAGGAAAAACUGGUGAACAGGGAUCUCAGGGAGUGCCGGGUCAAAGGGGACCCCCAGGAAAAGAUGGAGAAGUUGGUCCUGCAGGACCCCCUGGUCCUCCUGGUCCUGCAGGAGACAGAGGAGAGCAAGGUCCACCGGGAGUCAAUGGAUUCCAGGGUUUGCCAGGAAACCUAGGCCCUCCUGGAGAACCCGGUAAACCAGGUGACCAAGGAAUUCCUGGAGAGAUCGGUCCUGUGGGUCAGAUUGGACCGAGGGGAGAGCGAGGGAUCCCAGGAGAGAGAGGAGAUCUGGGGCCAACUGGUUUGCAGGGACCCAAAGGAAUUCCAGGUGCCCCUGGUCCGGACGGACCAAAGGGCAGUCCUGGUCCAACUGGUGCUGUGGGAGACGUAGGUCCGCCUGGUCUUCAGGGAAUGCCUGGAGAAAGAGGAAUUUCUGGUCCUCCUGGGCCCAAGGGUGACCGAGGAGCAGUUGGUGAGAAAGGAUCCGAGGGGACGCCUGGAAACGAUGGUGCGAGAGGAGCCCCCGGUCCCGUUGGCCCACUCGGACCUGCUGGACCCAGUGGUGAAAAGGGUGAACCUGGACCCAAAGGACCAGCUGGGCCUCCAGGAUCUAGAGGAACACCUGGAUCGAGAGGCGACCCCGGUCCGAUCGGUGCUGUUGGAUUCUCUGGACCCCCUGGUCCUGAUGGUCAACCUGGAGUCAAGGGAGAGCCUGGAGAGCCAGGCCAGAAAGGUGAUGCCGGUUCUCCGGGACCUCAGGGUUUGGCUGGUGCUCACGGACCCCCGGGUCCAACUGGUGUUUCAGGUCUGAAAGGAGGAAGAGGAACUCAGGGUGCACCGGGUCCCACUGGUUUCCCUGGAUCUGCUGGAAACGUUGGACCUCCAGGCCCUGCUGGUCCAGUUGGAGAAGCUGGACCACAGGGAGCCCCAGGAAAAGAAGGUCCUCCUGGACUUCGUGGUGAUCAUGGAUCCCCUGGAAGACAAGGAGAGCGAGGACCUCCAGGACCACCUGGGAGCCCUGGAGACAAAGGCGACGCUGGAGAGGAUGGCCCCACGGGUCCCGAUGGACCUCCAGGCCCAGCUGGAACCACAGGACAGAGAGGUAUCGUGGGUCUUCCUGGUCAGAGAGGAGAACGUGGGAUGCCGGGUCUUCCUGGGCCAGGGGGUCCACCAGGAAAACAGGGGUCUCCAGGACAAGCAGGAGAUAAAGGACCACCAGGUCCUGUUGGUGUUCCUGGUGCUAAUGGACCUCGGGGUGAUCCUGGUCCAGAUGGUCCUGCAGGGUCUGAUGGUCCACCAGGAAAGGAUGGAGUCCUCGGACAAAGGGGAGACCGAGGAGAUCCUGGUCCAGAGGGUAUGAUUGGUCCACAAGGUCUUCCUGGACCUCUUGGUCCUGUUGGUGCACCAGGUGAUCCAGGAAAGAGAGGAGAGCCUGGCUCAAGAGGGCCUCAGGGUCCACCUGGAGCUGCUGGGAAAAGAGGAUUGGUGGGACCACAAGGACCAAGAGGAGAUAAAGGCGACCUGGGUGAUCAUGGAGAGAGGGGUCAGAAGGGACACAGAGGCUACACCGGUCUGCAGGGUCUUCCUGGAUCUCCGGGUACGACUGGGGAGCAGGGAACUUCAGGGAUUAUUGGACCAAGUGGCCCGAGGGGUCCUCCUGGGCCUAUCGGGCCCCCUGGGAAAGAGGGAUACAUGGGCCAGCCAGGGCCAAUGGGACCUCCAGGAACUCGUGGAUUCAGUGGAGAAAUUGGACCCCAGGGCCCCCCAGGAGAGGACGGUCCCCCUGGACCCCCAGGACCUCCAGGACCACCUGUGGCAGCCAUAGACGACCUCUUCGGUGGCCCGCAAGAUUACGACUCUGGACCCCCUCCUCCUCCAGAGUUCAGUGAAGACGAGGCUCUGCCCAACAGCAACGCCUCGGCCAUCGUGCCCGUGGACCCCGGUGUUCAGGCCACCCUGAAGGCCCUCAGCAGCCAGCUUGAGAGCAUGAAGAGCCCCGACGGCAGCAGGAAGCACCCUGCCAGGACCUGCGAUGACCUGAAGAGAUGCUACCCCAUGAAGAAGAGUGGGGAGUACUGGGUGGAUCCGAACCAAGGCAGCGCAGAGGAYGCCAUCAAAGUUCACUGCAACAUGGACACCGGGGAGACCUGCAUCUCGGCCAACCCUUCCAGCAUUCCUCGUAAAGUGUGGUGGAGCACCUCCAGGAACAAACCCGUGUGGUUCGGAGCCGACAUCAACAGCGGAACACACUUCACCUACGGGAACAAAGAUCAGCCUGCGAACUCGGUCACGGUGCAGAUGACCUUCAUCCGUCUGCUGUCCAAAGAGGCAGCUCAGACCAUCACCUACCACUGCAAGAACUCCGUGGGCUACAAGGACGCCAAGACGGGCAACAUGAAGAAGGCCGUGAUCCUUAAAGGCUCCAACGACCUGGAGCUCAAGGCCGAGGGAAACAACCGCUUCAGAUACACGGUGGUGGAGGAUUCAUGCUCGCAAGCAAACGGCAACUGGGGCAAGACAGUGUUUGAGUACAGGACACAGAAAACUGCCAGACUUCCCAUUGUGGAUAUGGCCCCCGUGGACAUUGGUGGCCCCAAUCAGGAGUUCGGUAUCGACAUUGGGCCCGUGUGCUUCUUGUAAAGCCGGACACGUCGAGGAGAGACUUUUGAACUGACAGCUGACGCGAUCAGCCAUCUUGUACAUACGAGUACGAGUACUUUGCCUCGUGGCAAAAUAUUUAUUGUGCCUUUACAACCCAAGUCCAAGACGUCAAAGGUUUACAACUUGAAUGUUUGGUUUUACAGAAAACAAGUGGUGAAAAUCAGAACCACUCCCUUGAAUAUGUUCAGCUUUAAGCUUCCCUGAUUGUGAUGACCAAAAAAACAAAUGACUUCACUAAUUCUUACUAAAACAUAUAAAACGUUUGAUUUAAAACUGCUGUUUUUAAGCCCAGAACUGUUCGAAACAAAGAUUUGUCCCACAGCUCUUAGAAAAUAGGUUUUGAAUGUUUUGUUUUUAACACUUUGUGGUGCUAUUGAGGAAAAGAAGCGAUGGACGAGCUCUGAACGCUGCGCCGACCACCAGGAGGAUGAAACGGUCUGAUUUACUCGCUGUUAGCUACCUCGUCACCAGAACGGAGGAAACGGUGACGCUACAUGUACAUUUCCUUUCCCGGGUGCUGUUUUUUUGUUUUCUGUUUGUUUUUAAGUAGUUCGAUCACUUUUUCUGGUACAGGGCAGUUUGGAGAUGCAAAUAAAGAUCUUUGUCAACAAAGGCGGGAUGAGUGAGGUGCUGACUGGUGACAUUUUCUUACUUUAAAUGAAAAAUAUUCCUUUCAUUAUACACACUGCCUCCCUCUCUGCAGWAUCCUGCACUUAUAUACUUUGGAACUUUUUGCUAUAAUCACUUUCCGAGCAUAAAUGGCUGUUUUGUACUUUUUUGCUUUGCAACAAAUUAAACGAAACGCUUGUUAAUCCCCCAA